Messenger RNA from Toxoplasma gondii ME49, 3206 nucleotides. RefSeq lists its product as hypothetical. The transcript has 9 exons. The coding region runs from base 805 to 3174 and encodes 789 amino acids. NCBI's taxonomy places the organism in Eukaryota, Apicomplexa, Conoidasida, Eucoccidiorida, Sarcocystidae. The record is from RefSeq and is a predicted model, not a curated record. Gene Ontology annotation, molecular function: 2-oxoglutarate-dependent dioxygenase activity.
ACGGAUUCUGUAUCUAAGCGCCUCGUUUUCUCCCUUCUUUCCUCUUCUCAGGUCGCCGGUCAAACACGGUGCGUGAAGACAUCCCAUUUCAUGCGCAUGCAGAGACCACAGGACAUGUUUUCUCGCGUGCGGAUGCAUUUUGACUUUUUCCGCCGUAGUUUUGUCUUUUUUCCUCGCAUGUUUUCUUCGCAUGCCAUGCUUGGUUCUCCCGUGACAUGCACGGAGUCGCUGGAUCAGUCGUCGUCCUGAAAUCCCCCGGCUUGACGCUGCGAGAGAUAUCGCGCAGCGUCGCGAAUUCCUUCGCUGUUUAAAAGAUUGUGCUCUAUCUACUGCUGCUCUCCCGCAGCUUCUCUCGUUUUCACUCUAUUCUCUGUAGGCUCUUCGCUGCUUGUCAAUCCGGGUGUCUCUGUUGUCUCAGCCGUUCUCUCCUGCGACCUUUCCUCGUCCGUCUGUGCCUCUGUAGCCUCAAAUCUACAGGCUCAAAUAGACGGUUAGACGUCGCUUUUUCCUUGUCGAGAAAAUCUUCGUUUCCCUGCGCGCUUUUCUGUUCUGUUCCUCGGUGUUUUUCUCUUUUUCGAGACGCGCCAUGACUUUUUUUCCUGGUUUCUCAGUUGCUCGUUUUCGAUCCUUCUCGGUUCCUCGCUGCUCCUCCACCGAAACUUGCCUUUUCGCGUCUGUUCUUUCUUUCUCCACUCGCACGCCAAGCAGAAUUUCAGCCGCCGCAGUCUUCUGAUUGCUUGGCGUUUCGGGCCAUCCAGCGCUCCUCAGCGCCGAACACUCUAAGCGGAGACGGAGAAGGAGAGAAUGGCAAACGCGAAGAAGAGUCAUCGGGGACAGGGAAGGCAGGCUAGUGCUUCUUCCUCGUCAGUGUUGGCGGAUUGCGAGCAGCGAAAAAGGAAACGAAAAGAGACUGGACAUGACAAAGAAUCAACCUUGAAGCGGCUGUGGCGUCUCGGCGAGGCUUAUCGGGGAUUCUGCCCUUUCCGCGAGGCCGAGCGUUCUUCUCCGUCUGAGCGGAGAGCAGAAGCGAGAGGCGCCGAGACGCGUUCCUCCUCAGGGUGGCGGCUUCCGCCGAUUCGCCGCAUUUUUCUCGUCAAAUCUCCCAGAAAUCCCGACGAGACCCUCGCGGGGUCGGGCGCUUGCUGCGACCACAAACGACAAAAAGAAGCCGCAGGGAAGGCAGGGCAGGUGCAGGCUGCGAGAGACGAAGAGAGGUUCUGCUCUAGAUGUUUCUACGAGUCUUUCGUCAUGACGCGAACUCCCGUCCUUGUUGUUCCUCUGCCUUCAGACGGCCUCCCCCCGCGUGCGACAGGCCAAAGUGAAGCGGAGCUUGGACGUGAUACUGACGCCCAGUCCCCAGAACCUCAAUCAAACUCACACUCUUCCUGUUCUCUCUCUCGUUCUCCUUCCUCUCGUUCUCCUUCCUCUCGUUCUUCUUCCUCUCGUUCUUCUUCCUCUCGUUCUCCUUGCGACUCUGCGUUCGUGGAUGUUCCGCUUCUGCAGCGGAAUUGGUUGAGUGCAUCGGCGCUGAAGCAGCGAGCAGGGGACAUGUGGGUGGACGUGGAAGAGCGCGAGAGAACUGUCUCUUCCGACAAAGGAGACACCUCGCGAGGCGCCUCGAGCGCGGCCGCGGGAGGCGCAAACUUUGGAAAGGGUGCGUUCAGGCGCUGUCGAUUCGGGGACUUCAUCGACCGUCUAGAAGCCGGCGACGAGUCCCUCUACCUCACCACGCAGCGGGUGCCUCACACCCGAGACGGUCCGAAACGUCUGUGUGGGGCGCCGCUGUCGAGCCCUCUCGCGCUCGACUUUCCUCCUCUCCCUUCUCUCCUUGGAAACCUCCAGCCGUACCAGUACAACUUUUGGUGGGGACAUGCAAAGUCUGGAAGCACAACCGGCCUCCACCACGAUUUCCACGACAAUUUGUAUGUUCUUCUCCGAGGCCAGAAAGUCUUUCGGCUGUUCAGUCCUCGGUGUGCCGGCUUGCUGCCCACGAAAGGCAGAGUCAUGCGGGUCUACCCAAACGGCUUGAUUUGUUACUCGGCGUUUAUUCGGGAAGACGGCGGUCACGAGCUGGGCGUGAGACGGUGGAGACAGGAGAAAGUGGAGGAGCGCCUGGCUCUGCUCCAGGAACGCCUGGAAGCAUGCGGACAGAGGAAAGGCGAGGGGACGAGGAAGGGAGAAAAGGCGAAACAGACAACAGGAGAGAAGGACGCUGAAGGCCAGCGAGACGAUUCCGUGGAAGAACUCGAGCUCCAAAUCGCUGAGGCUGAACGCGAACUCGACGACCUUCUUGACCAGGCGCUCGAAGACAUGGACGACGAAAGUGAAGAAGACUCAACUGCAUCUGAGAGUGAAGAGCCAUCUCGAGAGGCGACUUCUAACGCGAUGCUUGUGGGUCGGCUCGUCGGCGAGGGCCAGAUUCCUGACCAUUUCUGUUUAGCGAAUACUCGCGAGAGAGCACUGGGAGACAGCAGUGACGACGGCGGCAGCGCCAUCACGCCCGAGACGAUUCUGUCGAAGUACUGGGAAGUGAAAAUGGUCGCCGGAGACAUGUUGUAUCUGCCGGCGGGCUGGUUUCACGAAGUUCAUUCUUUCUCGAGACGUGAGGCAGAGAGCGGACAGGUGGAGACAGGGACCGAAGGAAGUUCUCACAUGGCUCUGAAUUUCUGGUUUCACCCGCCGGUCUUUGGUGCCCCCUACGAACGGCCCUACGGCGACGCUUUCUGGGAGGAUCGCACACGGCCGCUCUUGGAGGCGCACUGCUCGCUGAUUGAGAAGUUUGGGGGCUCCGUUUCAGUGCGCGGAACGUUCAAAGCGAGUGACUUCCAGGAAGUCAGAGACACUUUGCCGGCGUCUUCUCGAGCCGGGGAAGUGACGAGAAAAGCCACAGAUCUGACGAGGAAACAAGGACUCCAGAAAGAGACAGAACGAGACCCUGGAAGUCUCUGUGUCUCGCAAGGCACUGGAGACAGCCGUCGAAAAGAGACUCGCGAAAGGAAGCGCCUGCACAGCUGCUGGGAGACCCAAACAGCUGCGCUUAACGACGCACCCCGCUUUAAAAAGAAUCGCCUUGCCGAGGCUUGGCAAGCGCACUGUGCUCUCAAAUACGCGGGAAGAAGGUGCCUCAUGUAUCGCGUUCCACCCGAGUUGUGCUACUUCUUCGACUCAUCCUAAUAUCUUGCCUCUCCUUCAAUCGAAGUCCAUCC